CCGCCACCUGCUCAGGGUCCGCACGAUGCAGUUUGAGAUGCACGACAACGUGAAAGGCAAAGCCAUGUCCUACGCGGUGACCAGCCAGCCCCAGUGCACCAGCAGCUGCUACCAGACCCAGCUCAGCGACUGGCACACGGGCCUCACGGAUUGCUGCAACGACAUGCCCGUCUGUCUGUGCGGCACCUUCGCGCCCCUGUGCCUGGCCUGUCGCAUCUCCGACGACUUCGGGGAGUGCUGCUGCGCGCCCUACCUGCCCGGAGGCCUGCACUCCCUGCGAACCGGCAUGCGUGAGCGCUACCACAUCCAGGGCUCCGUUGGACACGAUUGGGCCGCCCUCACCUUUUGUCUGCCCUGCGCCCUGUGCCAGAUGGCGCGGGAAUUGAAGAUCCGACAGUGAAGCUGCCCACCCUCCCCAUCCAUGCCCAGCCGGCCCACCUGGCCU
Elephantulus edwardii (Cape elephant shrew) is the source of this 445-nucleotide messenger RNA. It is a transcript of the gene CNFN, whose product is annotated as cornifelin. The record is from RefSeq and is a predicted model, not a curated record. Gene Ontology annotation, cellular component: cornified envelope. NCBI's taxonomy places the organism in Eukaryota, Metazoa, Chordata, Mammalia, Macroscelidea, Macroscelididae. The transcript is spliced from 4 exons. The coding region runs from base 26 to 400 and encodes 124 amino acids.